AUGGCAAAUGCACAGCCCGAGGAACACGAAUAUUUUCCGAGAACCGGUCGAGUUAACGAAAUGUGCAGAGAAUGGGUGGUAAGAGAAGACGGUGCCCUGGCCCAUCACUUACAAAGUCAAGAGAUAAACGAGCACCUGCAAGGUAAUCGCUUUCGGAAUGCACUUGUACGCGAGGAUUUCCCACACGCGUUAGAUGAGCAGUUACGCGAGCAACAGCUUGCCGAACAGGCUGCGGCUGUUUAUCAUCAAAUGCUCGCCGAACAGGAAGAGAUAGACACGAUGUACGCACAGAAGUUAGCCGAUAAUUUGGAAAGGGAGGAACGGUCACGAAGGCGUGUGCUUGAAUCUCACGAUGACAUGUUCGUUCGUCAGCUGUUGGAUGUGAGCCGUUCACCCACCUCACGCAUUCACCAGUCUGAGGAGAUAACCACUGCAUCGAAAACGUACAGGUAUUUCCAGAAAUCACAGGUCUUUUUAAAGCGAUUUUUUUAA
Molecule: messenger RNA, 492 nt
Organism: Photinus pyralis (common eastern firefly)
Lineage: Eukaryota; Metazoa; Arthropoda; Insecta; Coleoptera; Lampyridae
Product: coiled-coil domain-containing protein 50-like
Exons: 1
Coding region: 1-492 (163 amino acids)
Source: RefSeq, a predicted model, not a curated record